Salvia hispanica is the source of this 1856-nucleotide messenger RNA. The record is from RefSeq and is a predicted model, not a curated record. NCBI's taxonomy places the organism in Eukaryota, Viridiplantae, Streptophyta, Magnoliopsida, Lamiales, Lamiaceae.
UGCUGGCAGCUGAAAUGGAUAAUUGAGGAUUUCCUGAGCUAGUAUCUUGAGUGAAGUUUUAUGCUGCUUUCCGGCUAUCAUUUCUGGUAAAUAUAAGGCUUCCCCUGUACAGGGGAUAUGUUUGUUGUUUCGUGAAUAUCUGCAAAUCAAGCAUCUUAUUGCAUGACUGUGUAAUGUUUGACUUGUGCUGUAUGAAAUUAAAUCUUCAAUUCCACAUCUUAGCUGAUUAUCCCUUUUAUUUUCUGUGAAUAUAGUGUGUUGAGGUUCUCCCUCCUAGCCAAUCUAACUUUUUCGAUUUUUGGGCUGAUUGAUAAACUAAUGAAGAUCUUUGCAGCUAUUCAGUUUGGAAAUUCAAUCAGCCAAGAAUGGGGCACACGCCACAGCAUGGAAAGCAUGUUGCCAAAAGUGAUUUGUUUAGUAUGUGCCACCUACAUUCUGGUGUCAAGCCAACCGAAAUGGAGGAGACGCAGCGAUUCACGUUCUUCGACAAACGUCAGCCAUCUGGUGUUUGGGAUUACUAGUUCAUCAAACAGGUGGAGAGACAAAAGAGAUUACAUCCAAGCAUGGUGGAGACCUAAUGUGAGCCGAGGCUUCGUGUUCUUGGACCGUCCCCCUACGGAGCACCUGCCAUGGCCUGCAAUGCACCCUCCCUACCGUGUCUCGGAUGACAACUCGCGGUACAAGGAGUACAACAGGCACCGUAUUCCAUCUGCGAUACGGAUGGCCCGGGUGAUCGAGGAGACGUUCAAGGCGGAGCGGGGAGGGGAGGCUAGGUGGUUUGUGAUGACAGAUGAUGACACAGUUUUGUUUGUUGACAACUUGGUUGGAGUUUUGUCAAAGUAUGAUCACAACAAGUAUUUUUAUGUUGGGAUGAACUCAGAGUGCUUUGUGUGCAAUGUUGUUCACUCAUUUGGGAUGGCAUUUGGUGGAGGUGGAUAUGCCCUGAGCUAUCCCCUGGCUAAGGCUAUGGCUAAGAACAUGGAUUUGUGCCUCAAGAGAUAUCCAUUUCUCUAUGGAAGUGAUCUCAUUCUCCAAUUUUGUAUUGCUGAUUUGGGAGUCCCUCUCACUCAUGAGCCAGGUUUCCACCAGAUUGAUUUCACAGGCGACAUCUCAGGGCUGCUAUCAGCCCACCCCCACUCUCCUCUGGUGUCACUCCACCAUCUGGACGCAGUGGAGCCGCUGUUCCCCUCGACCAACCGUGCCGAGUCACUAAACCUGCUGAUGCAAGCUGCAGCAGUCGACGAAUCGCGACUGCUGCAGCAGAGCAUAUGCUAUCUGAAGAAAUACAACUGGACUCUCUCGGCCGCGUGGGGAUACUCGGUCGAGCUAUAUGAGACCAUUCUCCCUCCGAGCCAUCUCUACCGCCCUCGCGAGACCUUCGCGCAAUGGAUGAAGGGCGCCUCGCCGCCGUACAUGUUCAAUGCUCGCCCCGUCUCCGCGGGCCCCUGCGACGCGCCUCGUCAAUACUUCUUGGCGCCAGGACCGGGUCGGGUCACCGCCUACAGAAGAACGUCCCCGCGGGGCCUGCCUGGGUGCCCCGGCGGCCGUUCUGCUGAUAAUGUCACCGUGAUUCGGAUCCUCUCGCCCUCGAAGAGGCUGGAUUGGCAACAGGAUGGAGGGAGGAGAGAGUGCUGCGAUGUGGAUGAGGUGGAUGAGGAUGCUCUCCAAGUUAAAUUAAGGGAUUGUGGCGCCAGAGAGUUACUUCUUUAACCAACCAUAUCUCAUUGCCAAUACAAUCAACAAACUUCCAUUUAUUUCUUAGAAAAUGUGUGUUUUACUAUACUCCCUUCCGCCACGUUGAAACAGGUUGAAUUUUUUUGUUUAAAUACACUAUUUCAAUUAUAUUUUCUCAUUCU